Messenger RNA from Neltuma alba, 954 nucleotides. Its product is annotated as transcription repressor OFP6-like. Lineage: Eukaryota; Viridiplantae; Streptophyta; Magnoliopsida; Fabales; Fabaceae. The coding region runs from base 45 to 602 and encodes 185 amino acids. The transcript has a single exon. The record is from RefSeq and is a predicted model, not a curated record. Gene Ontology annotation, biological process: negative regulation of DNA-templated transcription.
AUCUUCCUUCGGUCUCCUUCAUUUACUUUCAUGCUCUGUUUCUCAUGAUCGAUCACUCAGCAAUGUCUAGCUCCAGAAAGCAGCUUCUUUUCAGCUCCGUGUCCAUCGACCUAGGCUGCAGCAACUGCAGGAGACCCAAGAUUUCUCACAUACUCCAUCCCAAGCCGAAGCCUCGCAAGCCCACUAACCAAAAGCUCCGACUCCGCCCCUAUUCUUCUUCAAGCUCCUGGGACAACGAUGACACCGCCGCCACAUUCUCUCCUUACGGCAGCUCUUCGCAGUUUUCCAAUGGCGAAAGCAGCGGGAGGGCGCCGAAGACCGUGAGGGGUUUGGGCAGGGUGGGAGGCGAAGGCGUGGCGGUGGAGAAAGAUUCCAACGACCCUUAUUUGGACUUCAGGCACUCCAUGCUCCAAAUGAUACUGGAGAACGAGAUUUACUCCAAGGAUGAUCUUAGAGAGCUUCUGAGAUGCUUUCUUCUUCUCAAUUCGCCGUGCCACCACGGGGUUAUCGUCAAGGCUUUCACUGAGAUCUGGAAUGGGGCGCGUUCUGUGAAGCCCAACUCACCCAUGUUUCACUUUUCUCGCAAGCCUCGUGAGUUCUAAGUUGCCCACGUGGUCACUAGUUUGGACAAAUCUUUGCUCUGUCGACUCAUCAGGAGAUUUCCAUUACGCGUGCUUGUGUCAUCCAACUGUACAAAGAAGCCUUAAUAUUUUUCACUUUUUGAUGUUAGCUAGAGUAACUUUCUUCAUCAUUUCUGAUGAGGAACCAUGGUAGAAUUUUAUUGAAUAUAUUUAUGGGCUUACAUUAUGAAUUCAUUCUGAGAAUUAGCUAGCGCUGCAGAGAAACCGAAUUCUGGUCCCAUACAUGGCCAGAAGGUUUUGAACGGCAGGGAUAUGGUGGAAAAAAUAUAGGCAUCGGGAUUUGAUCGACUUACAAUAAUUAGAAUGGUCUGAA